This is a messenger RNA of Tachysurus fulvidraco (yellow catfish), 5728 nucleotides long. RefSeq names its product deleted in malignant brain tumors 1 protein-like. Bases 1 to 4644 code for a protein of 1547 amino acids. Gene Ontology annotation, cellular component: membrane. NCBI's taxonomy places the organism in Eukaryota, Metazoa, Chordata, Actinopteri, Siluriformes, Bagridae. The record is from RefSeq and is a predicted model, not a curated record. The transcript has 23 exons.
AUGGUAAUUUAUCAGUGUUUGAAUCUGCUCUCUAUGCAGGUGGCACGCAUUGGUGCUGUAACUACACCGGAGUGCUUCCGCUCUCACAUGUCACGCUCUGUAAGAUGUUGUUGUCUCUACAACUACGACGUGAGGCUGGUGGGUGGUAACAGACGGUGCGCUGGAAGAGUAGAGGUUUUUCAUAACGAAGAGUGGGGAACAGUGUGUGAUGAUUUUUGGAAUAUGAAAGUUGCCGCAUUGGUGUGUAGAGAGUUGGGCUGUGGGGAAGCUGUCGAUGCAUGGGCAGCUUCUCAUUUUGGACCAGGUGUUGGACCAAUCUGGAUGAGGUAUCUGGAUUGUACUGGAAAAACUACUUUGAAAAAGUGUGGGCAGCUUGGGGCACAUGUAUUACAAUGUAAUCAUGAUGAGGAUGUUGGAGUUAUCUGUUCAGAAGUCAAGCUUGUUGGUGGACCUCACUGCUCUGGGAGAGUAGAGGUGCUUCAUGAAAAGACCUGGGCCACAGUGUGUGAUGCUGAUUUUGACAAGAAGGAUGCAGAGGUUGUAUGUCGGGAAAUGGGAUGUGGGCCUCCCAAGCAGAUACUGGGAGCAGCUGCUUUCGGCAGAGGCGAGGGUCAGGUGUGGAGAAAGCGACUUCUGUGCAAAGGCACAGAGUCCUAUAUUCACUUUUGUCCAAAACCUAUACAUGAACACAAUUGCACCCAUUAUAACGAUGUGGGACUGGUGUGUUCUGACAAUGUGAUGCUGGCGGAUGGUGGCAGUCGCUGUGCUGGAAGAGUGAAGGUUUUUCAUAGAGAAAAGUGGGGAAGAGUGUGUAGUAAUAACUGGAAUUUUAAGGCUGCUGCAGUUGUGUGUAGAGAGCUCGGAUGUGGAGUAGCUGUAGAUGUGCUGCAUGAUUCUGACUUUGGAUUAGGAUCCGAAGCAAUCUGGAUGGAUGAAGUUAACUGCAUGGGGACAGAGUCUACCCUGAAAAACUGUGGAUCAGCAAAAAUUAACAACUCUAUUUGUAAUUAUAGAGAUGCCGGAGUCAUCUGCUCAGAAGUCAGGCUGGUUGGUGCUUCUCGCUGCUCUGGGAGAGUAGAGGUGCUUCAUGAGUUGACCUGGUUUAAAGUGUGUGCUGCUGACUUCAGCAUGCGUGAUGCAGAGGUCGUGUGUCGGGAACUGGACUGUGGGCCUCCUCUGCAAGUGUUGGGUGCAGCUAGCUUUGGUGUAGAUGAGGUGCAGGAGCAGACCAUGAAAUUGCAGUGCAGAGUUUCCUGUGCAGAGCUUGUGAAGCUGGUGGAUGGUGGAAGUCAAUGUGCUGGAAGAGUAGAAGUUUUUUAUAGAAAAAAGUGGGGAACAGUGGAUAAAGAGUACUUUAAUGAGAAAGUUGCUACAUUGCUCUGUAAAGAGCUGGGCUGUAGUGAGUUCAUAGAUAUACCACCUAAUGCACACUUUGGACUGGGAACCGGACCAGUCUGGAUGGUUGUUCCAGACUGCAGUGGGUCAGAGGAUACACUAAAGGAUUGUUUAACUGGGGAAUGGGGUGAAAAUGACUUUGGACAUGAUUCUGAUGCUGGGCUUGUCUGCUCAGGAGUCAGACUUGUUAAUGGUUCUCAUUGCUCUGGGAGAGUAGAGGUACUUCAUGGGAAGACCUGGGCCACAGUGUGUGGUGCUACUUUUGACCAGCAAGAUGCAGAGGUUGUUUGUCGUGAGCUGGGCUGUGCGUCACCUGAAGAAUUGCUGGGAGCAGAUGCUUUUGGCAGUGGUGAAGGCCCAGUGUGGGAAAAGGAGUUUCAAUGUAGAGGCACAGAGCCUCAGACUCAUUUUUGUCCAACAUCUUCGCUUGAACAUAACUGCUCCCAUUCCAGUGAUGCUGGACUGGUGUGUGCUGCUGGUGUGAGGCUGGUGGAUGGUGGCAGUCGGUGUGCAGGAAGAGUGGCGGUCAUACAUAGAGGAAGCUGGGGAACAGUGUGUGUUGAUUCCUGGGACAUGAGAGACGCCACAGUUGUGUGUAAGGAAUUAGGCUGUGGGGAAGCUGAAAACACAUUUGAUAAUAUUCAGUUUGGUCCAGAAUCAGGACCAGUCCUGAUGAAUGUGCACUGUACAGGAUUAGAAUCUAGCCUGAAGGACUGUGAGUCAAGUCCUUUAAGUGGAGAUAAAUGUAUACAUGGUGGGGUUCCUGCAGUCAUUUGUUCACUUCACAGAGAACCCAGACUUAUGGAUGGCCCUCAUCUAUGUUCUGGAAGAGCAGAGGUACUCGUUGGAAACACAUGGGCACAAGUGUGUGAUGCUGAAUUUGACCAGCAGGAUGCAGAGGUUGUUUGUCGGGAGUUGGGCUGUGGGAUUCCUGUGCAGGUUGUGGGGGCAUUUGCUUUUGGCAAAGGGAAGAGUCAGGUGUGGAUGAAGGACCUUCAGUGCAGAGGCAACGAAUCACAGAUUUAUUUCUGCCAAGGAUCAUUUAAACUCAAGGAAAACUGCUCACAUGAACAUUAUGUGGGAUUAAUAUGUUCUGGUUAUACAGAUGCACGGCUCAUGAAAGGCAUGGACUCUUGUUCUGGUCGAGUUGAGCUCAAAUACCUCAAUACCUGGGGGAGUGUUUGUGCUUUAAACUGGAAUAUGAGAGCUGCCAAUGUCCUCUGUAGACAGUUGAACUGUGGAAGUGCUGUGACUGUGGUGGAAGCUGACCUGUUUAAUGCAGAAAAAGUCCAGAUGUGGGAAGACAUGUUUGAUUGUCAGGGGAAUGAGACGCACAUGUCACAAUGUCCAAUACUGUCAUGGAGUCGAGCUGCCUGUUCUCAAGAUGCUGGAGUCAUUUGUAACGAUUCAUCAUUGUCAUUACAUGAAGACAAAGUGCGGUUGUCUGGAGGGAGUAAAUGCCAGGGAGAGCUGGAGGUUUAUUUCAAGAAGAACUGGACAAGAGUUCUCUUUCACUCUUUUGGUCUGUCUGAGGCCUCUGUGGUGUGCAGACAGCUGGGUUGUGGCUCUGUGCUAAGCUACAAUUCCUCUCUGGUCAAAACUGAACAUAGCCACAUGUGUGUAGAAGGUUUUAAAUGCUCUGGAAAUGAAGCACAUCUGAUGAGCUGUGCCAGUGCAGAGGAGGUCAAAUGCAGCUCAGGAGAACAGCUAGCAAUUACCUGCUCUGAUGUUUUUAACCAUGCCCACAGCUCUAUCAGGCUGGUUGGUUCUGGGGGAGAUAACUGUGCAGGAAGGCUUGAGGUUUUACACAAUGGCUCAUGGGGGACAGUGCGUCAUGACUUGUGGGAUAUUAAGGAUGCACAGGUGGUGUGCAGACAACUGCGGUGUGGCAUAGCCCUCAGAGACCAUUUUCUGUCCUGGUUUGGUCCUGGAACUGGGCCUAUAUGGCUGAAUCGGGUGGAGUGCACGGGGAAAGAGGAAGCUCUGUGGGACUGCCAAUUUCAGUUCUCUGAAGAGGAGGAAAGAGGACACCAGGAUGAUGUAGGAGUUGUGUGCUCAGAGUUCAAAGAGUUUAGACUUACUGAGGGCUGUACAGGGAAUCUGGAAGUCUUUUACAAUGGAACCUGGGGGAAUGUGUGUGAAAAUGCAGUUGAUGAUGGAACAGCAAGUUUAAUCUGCCGAGAGCUGAACUGUGGAACAAUGGGAACAGAACAUUGGUCAAAAGCCCGACUGAAAUUUGAUUGGUUAGAUGAUUUAAAAUGUAGGAAGCAUGAUGCCACUCUCUGGCACUGUCCAUCAUCCCCCUGGAGUAAUAAAGUGUGUUUAAAUCGUGCGGCUCACAUUACAUGUAGAGAUGUGGAAAAGAAUUAUAAGCGUCAACACCGUCUGAGAGGCCCAGUUUCAAAGCAUCUGCCUCUCAGGCUGAGUGGAGGAAAAGGACACUGUUCUGGAAGGCUCGAGCUGUAUUAUAAUGCUACCUGGGGCACCGUUUGUAGUGAUCAGUGGGACAUCAAUGAUGCUAAGGUGGUCUGCAGACAGCUUGGCUGUGGCCAGGCGAUGAGGGCUGACAGGACCACUAUGGUUGGUGCUGGUAGAGGGGUUAUCUGGUUGAACAGAGUGAACUGUAGAGGGAAUGAGAUCCAUCUCAUGGACUGUCUUCAUUCCUUGAAGAAUCACACCGACUGUUUUCAAAGACAAGCAGGAGUCACCUGUGCAGACAUGCCCACACCUCCAUCUGUUACAACAACCACCACCACUAUGACUAAAAAAGAGAGAGAUACUACACUAACUGCAUUAUCACAAAGACACCCUGCACUGGCCAUGUUUGUGCUAGGAGCUCUGCUUUUCAUGGCCUUGCUGCUUGUGGUGAUUUUUCUGUUUUACCAGAACAAACAGCUCAGAAAUGCUCUUGAUAAAAGGAGAUAUAACUCAUAUUCGGAUGCAGUGUAUGAGGAUAUCAACAUUAAUUUCAGCACUUCAAGAGCCACUACCUUACCUCAAAGGGAAGCAGAGCAUUCUGGAUAUGAGUAUGUAGAUGAAGCACUGGACUCAGAGAGCUACGAUGAUGUCGUCACUGCUGGACUGAUGUUAGAGGAUGCAGAUGAUAUAUCAGAGAACUAUGAUGAUGCCAUUCCUACUGGAAUAACCCCAAAUAUAGCAGUAGAGACACCUGAGGAUUAUGAUGAUGUCAUCAUUGCUGGACAAGAUGCAGAAGAUUAUGAUGAUGUGGAAGAGCUGCCGAAAAACUGAGCAUUGCUACCAAAUGCCUACGUCUUUCUUUCUUUGAAAUUUCUUUCCAAAAUAACAAGCUCUCUGUUCACACAGUGUUACACUUUUUCGUCCUCUUCUUUUGGAUGAUCCAAACUGCAGCUACAUAACUUGUUUUCAACCCACCCAAGUUCUUAAAAGCCACCCCAAUGCUGCAAUGCUGCACUCCUCCACUGGUUUCCGAUAGCUGCACGCAUCUGAUUUCAAAACACUGGUGCUUGAUUACAAAGCCAAAAAUGGUCCAGCGCUAUCUUUCCUCAAAGCUCUUAUCACUCCUUGCACUGCACCUCGCUCCCUCAGGGCAGUUAGCACCGCUCGACUGCUCCCACCAUCUCUCAGGGUAAGAGGUAAGUAUACUGUACCUCAAGACUCUCUUCAGUUCUGGCACCAAGGUAAUGGAAUGAACUUCCUCAUGAUGUCCGAACAGCUGCGUCACUGGCUAUCUUCAAACGGCCGAUGAAGACCUACCUCUUCCUUAAGACCUACACUUAAACUAGCUCUUAUUUUCCCUGUUUGUUUGAUGUAUUUAAAAUAUAUAUAACAAAAAAGCUCCAAACAGAGUUUUAGGUUGAUUGUAUCCAAAGUCUGUAACCUAGUGAACCAGUGUUAAUGUAUUCAUUGAUGGAGAUUUCAAAGGACUUUUUUUUUACGUCACUUUGGAUAAGGGCGUCUGCCAAAUGCUGUAAAAAGUAAAUGAUUGCUCCUCUGAUUGCUCUCAUCUGAAUGUGAUUUAGACUCAGACUCUCUGUACACAGGGUGCUUUUUGUUUGGUUGUUUUUUUGCACCAUUCUUUAGCACCAUUCACCACCCUAGAGAUUGUAAACUGUGAAAAUCUCAGAUCAGUUUGAAGUCACAAAAGUCACACUUUUUCCCUUUCUGAUGUUUGAUGUGAACAUUGACUGAAGCUCUUGACCCUAUUCUGCAUGAUUUUUUACAUUGUCCUGCUUUCACAAGAUUGAAUGUUUGGAUAACUGCAUAAAGGAGCAGCUAUACAUGUGUUCCUAUUAAAGUGGAUGGUGAUUGUAUAAAUAAUAAAAUCCACAUCAUUUUCAUGUUUUUGUAUAAU